AUGCCCACAGACCAGAUCACUGCCCCAGGGUACUUAGUCUCCUACCAUCUGAUGGAUGCUGUGGUGCCAAGGUUCACCAUAGAGCAGGAAAUUGACCUCAAGGAUGUCCUGAAGGGCCUUGGGAUUUCUGAGAUUUUCAACAGAAAUGCAGAUUUUAGUGCUCUGUCUGACAACAAGGAGAUUUUCCUGGCCAAAGCCGUCCACAAAUCCUUCAUAGAGGUUAACGAGGAAGGAUCCGAAGCGGCUGCUGCCUCAGGAAUGAUUGCCAUUAGUCGCAUGGCCGUGCUCUAUCCCCAGGUUAUCGUCGACCAUCCAUUCUUUUUUCUUAUCAGGAAUAGGAGAACAGGUACCAUCUUGUUCAUGGGAAGAGUCAUGCACCCAGAAGCCAUGAACACAAGUGGACACGAUUUUGAAGAGCUGUAAAUAUUUCCCCUCACAUCAUGAAAGGAAAAUUGUCACUGAGCACACCAUGUUUGCAACUGGUAUCUAUUUAAGGUUUGUGUUCUCCAAUGUAUACUCUGAGCCUGUUCCAGGUCCACGCCGUCACGCAGAUGGCCCGCUGGUCUUGUCAAAGAAUGCUUCCCGUAUUAUUGCCGCCAUCAUGGUCCUCUUGCUGUCCUUGUGGUUACUGUGUUGGUAUUGAAAAUAAAACCAUAUACUGUACACAUGA
Gracilinanus agilis (Agile Gracile Mouse Opossum) is the source of this 670-nucleotide messenger RNA. It is a transcript of the gene SERPINI1, whose product is annotated as serpin family I member 1. Gene Ontology annotation, biological process: negative regulation of endopeptidase activity. Bases 1 to 423 code for a protein of 140 amino acids. Gene Ontology annotation, molecular function: serine-type endopeptidase inhibitor activity. The record is from RefSeq and is a predicted model, not a curated record. Lineage: Eukaryota; Metazoa; Chordata; Mammalia; Didelphimorphia; Didelphidae. The transcript is spliced from 5 exons.